This is a messenger RNA of Dichotomopilus funicola, 5700 nucleotides long. RefSeq lists its product as uncharacterized. Bases 1 to 5700 code for a protein of 1899 amino acids. Lineage: Eukaryota; Fungi; Ascomycota; Sordariomycetes; Sordariales; Chaetomiaceae. The record is from RefSeq and is a predicted model, not a curated record. Gene Ontology annotation, cellular component: membrane. The transcript is spliced from 8 exons.
AUGUCGACUCCCUACUGGGGCCAGCUUCCCCCGUCACAGGCAGGCCAAACCAGAGCUCGCCGUCUGUCCGAUGACCUCGCCCCGUUGCCCGAUCGCCGUCAGUCAUUGGAUGCCCCGGCUUCCCAGGCUGUCCCGAGGUCAAACUCGCAUCGCAUAUCGGUCCAGACUACAAAGUCUGACGCACCCACCGACUCGACUAUGAGCCCCUUUGUCUCGCCAACUGCCUCGAGCUUCAAAGCCCAGGGACUGACCCCGCGCCCGCCCUCACUACCCUACGGCGCCGACCAGUACCCACCCGAGCUGCUCGAGAACCGACGGCGGCGCAGGAGUCGCAACCAGGAGCAGGAAGCUGAGUAUGCUGCCAGCGCCGACAGUGCUGCCCUGACCGGUCCACCGCCCCCGGCCGCCCCCGAAGCGCCUCGCAUGCCCCCGUCAAGUUCCAGAUACGCACAACAGCCAGGGCCCGGACAGCCAUACCCGUACCCGCAGUCGCAGUCGCAAUCCCAAUCGCAAAACCCCAACAUGCUCGAAGAAUCUGCCAUGCCGCGGCCCCAGCAACGGGUCCUCACUGAUCCCACGCUAGGCCGCGUGUCCCCCGGGCCCAAUGGCCGACCUAAACGGACCUCUGCUGCCGAGCAGUCACUACAAAGAAGUGCCCGCCGAGCUUCCGCCGCGAGUUCGGCCGGCGACCGAUCCAAACCGUUCGCAGACGUCCGAUCACCACUUCAGAGGCUGGAGCUGACUCUCGACAGCAUCUCCAAGGAGGACAAACGAGCACGAGCCGAAGCCGCCGAGCGGGCGGCCCGAGAAAGGAUGGGCGGGGCUGCUGGGGCAGUCAGCGAGAAGAGCCCCCAGCAGGUCCGUUUCCACGACCGACGGACCUCAGUGGCCGGCAUGGGUGAAGCACAGCCUGGCACUACGCCAAUUACCCCUAUUACACCGGGGCGUCCCGGGCCACUUUCUCAGAACCCCCCCGAUAAUGAACCACGAAGGAAUAGCAUGGCUAUCGGUGGUCCCUCACCAAGCGCGGUUACCCCUGAUUCCCGGAUCCCAGCUCCGAUUCAGGUGCCAGGUGCAGCCUCCGGCAUUCCCCAGCGCAACCUCAGCUUCCGCGAGCGCGCGGCCAAGACCGAUAUCAAAAUCCCGAGCGCAGCCGAGUCGCCCGUAUCCAAGGACCUCACGACUCCUACGUCAGCCGCGACGAGCCGUGACACGUCGAGGAAUAACAGCAGGAAGUUAAAGAAGAACCCGCCCGGUGAUGCCUGGCCAACGCGUGUUUCUGAGCCCGAUGAGAUCUACAACACGGGCGAGGUGUCCGCUCGCACGCCGAGGGUAGUAGGCGGCCCCGUCACGCCCAUCACGCCAACGAUUGUUAAUGCGUCGCAACCGCCACUUGCUCACGUCUCUGCUCGAAGUGGACGGCCACCACCGAGCCAUCCCGACCUGCUCGAUGACGACUUUGCGGAUGAUUUCGCCAUGUACCCGACACCCACGAAACUCACCAAGACACCCAGCCAGAGAAAGGCCGAUCAGAUCCUCGGCCGCGUUCCGACACAGACGGGUCCGAGGCAAAUUCAACAACCACCCGCAUUCAGAGCCGUUCCUCCUGGAGGGCCUGCUGCUGCUGCUGCUCCUCUGGCAUUCCCUCCUGUACAUGCGGCUAACAUCCCCCAACCCGGUGCGCCUGCCGGGGCCCCCAUUGGUGCUCCAGCUGGAAAGGCAGAGAGACACCAUGUGUCCGACCUCGUGUACCACGCCCGCGAGAAAUUUACACCAGGCAACGGCCUGUUUCAGCCAACCCCCUAUCUGGACGAGUGGAGGAAGGGGACCGUCGGCGCUCUGUCGGGUAAUCUGCUCGACCUGGACGAGGCGCCGCCGCCGCCGGCGCCAGACAAGAAGGCCGCCUGGUGGGAACCGCAAUCCCAGACCCGGCGGCGGAGCGACAGCCUGUCGUCGCGGCCCAAAAAGGCCGAAGCCUUUGAGGGCGAAUACGACGAGACAAACAAUGGUAGGCGGUCCCCUAAUCUGCAGGCAGUGAUUUACCCCAGCAUCCGGGAGGAAAUGCAGAACGGCAGCGCCCAUGGCAUCCUUGGCAAUGGCAAUGGAAAUAUGCUGUCUACGAGUAGCUUCGGCACUGGUGUUGGGGCUGGGAACGUUGCGUUUGAGCCUCAGCAUCUUGCCUCGCGGCGAGCCAAAGCCCGAGCCAGGCGUUGGGACGGGUUGCGCCCCUUCAGCCCGUCUCCCUCGGUGGCCAACAACGAUUCUUCGGAUAGCCUGGGCUGCUUUUCCCUAGCCAGCAACGAUGCGGCCUUUUCGAGGAUUGCGCUGCCAUAUUCUUCCCCUACGAGAUUCAAGCCACCGCUCCACCUCAAGUGUGGCCCACUGCUGCGGUACUGUGGUAUUCGCAAUGAGCGAGGUCCGUCGCGCGCCGGCGCUGCGGCGGAGCGUGAGUUCUGGAGGGGCUCCAUCAUGAUCGUGACCACGGAUGCCGACUCGUCCUACGACAUUGGCCCCAUCCUGCGCCUGUUUGCCCAGCCGAUCGAGCUGCUCCCGCCUCCACCUAGGGAGAUACAGGGCGACCUGGCGCCCGAGUAUAUCGACCCGAUCGCCGGGCACCCUAAGCUGGGCCGCAAGGGCGAGACGCUCUACGUCCGGCCGGUGGACCACCUCGAGGAGGGCAGGGACGUCUCGCGGGAUGAGACAGACGACGGACUGUUCGAAAAGUCCAAGAGCGCGCCCGAAUACCCCUUGCCCGACGGCGUGGCAGACCCCCCUGGGUCGUUCGCUGCGCGGCGCAAGCGGGCCGAGAUGGACGGCGAGAAGGCCGGCAAGUACAAGGACAUCCGCGGGGUCCGGCUACACGCCGAGCGCGGGUACACCUUCUGGCGGUUCCACAUCGAGGUCGAGCUGCGGGACAAGCAGCAGCGAAUCGCGUACCGCAUCAACCGUGGGCCGUCGACGGGAUUCUGGGUGCCCGCGCGUGGGCAGAGCAUGAACAUCAUGUUCCACAGCUGCAACGGCUUCAGCCUGAGCGCCAAUCCGGACCAGUUCACGGGGCCCGACCCGAUGUGGCGCGACGUGCUCAACAGCCACCAGAGCCAGCCGUUCCACGUUAUGAUCGGUGGGGGCGACCAGAUUUAUAAUGAUCGGUGCAUGCAGGACGCCGUGCUCUUCAAGGACUGGCUGGACGUCAAGAACCCGCUGCACAAGCACGGUGCGCCCUUCACGCCGGCUAUGCAGGAUGAGCUCGAGCGCUUCUACCUCGAGCGCUACGCCAUGUGGUUCUCGCAGGGCCUGUUCGGCAUGGCCAACGCCCAGAUCCCCAUGGUCAACAUGUACGACGACCACGACAUCAUCGACGGCUUCGGCUCGUACCCGCACCACUUCAUGAACUCGCCCGUGUUUUCCGGGCUGGGCAACGUCGCUUUCAAAUACUACAUGCUCUUCCAGCACCAGAGCCUGCCGCUGGAGACGGAGAAGUCCGAGCCCAGCUGGCUGUUGGGCGUGCGGCCGGGGCCGUACAUCAACGAGUUGAGCCGCAGCCUGUUCAUGUCGCUGGGCGGCAAGAUUGCGUUGCUCGCCGUCGAUGCCCGUACCGAGCGGACAAGGGAGGCCGUCAUGCGUGAUGACACGUGGAAGAAGAUUAUGGAUCGGUGCUAUGGGGAGAUUGACAAGGGCCGGGUCGAGCAUUUGUUGGUGUUGCUCGGCGUGCCGAUUGCUUAUCCCCGGUUGGUGUGGUUGGAGAAUUUACUGACUUCACGCGUCAUGGACCCCGUCAAGGCGUUGGCCAAGCUGGGCAUGUUUGGCGGCCUGCUGAACCGCUUUGAUGGCGGCGUCGAGGUCCUCGACGAUCUGGACGACCACUGGACGGCUAAGAACCACAAGCACGAACGGAGCAUCGUCAUGGAGGACUUGCAGGAUCUGGCCGCGGACAAGUCGAUCCGUGUGACCGUCCUCAGCGGCGAUGUCCACCUCGCGGCCGUCGGCCAGUUCUACUCCAACCCCAAGCUCGGCCUGGCCAAGCACAAAGACUUCCGCUACAUCCCCAACAUCAUCUCCUCCGCCAUUGUCAACACCCCGCCGCCCGACCUGCUCGCCGACGUGCUUAACAAGCGCAACAAGGUCCACCACUUCGACAAGGAGACCGACGAGGACAUGAUCCCCAUCUUCGCCCACGGCGUCGACGGCAAGCCCCGCAACAACAAGCACCUGCUUCCCCACCGCAACUGGUGCGCCAUUCGCGAAUACGUACCCGGUCAUACCCCGCCACCCACACCUGCGCCGGGUGAUUCCGCCUACGACCUCGCAUCCUCUCGUCCGGGAAGUGCCGGCGGUGAGGUUCUGCGCAGGCGAUCCAGCAUCUUCCGGCGUCUUUCCUUCUCGCGCUCUCGGACCGGCGGCCCAGAAGGCCUCGUCGGCCCCAAGGACCGUUCUCGUCCGCCCAUCACCAACAACACCGGCGGCGGUCUACUGCGGUCUCUUUCUCGAAGGGCGGGCGCCGCGAGCGCGGAUGAAGUCGGCCGCUCCGGUAAGCCUGGCCUUCUGAAGCGCACUCUGUCGAGCUCGUCGGUGUCCAGUAAAUUUGGAGGGCUGUUCAAGAAGCGCAACAGCUCCACGGCCACGGGCACAGGAGCCAGGAGUGUCAGAGAUGAUGGGGGCAUCAAUGGCGUGUGGGGUGCGGAGUCGGAUGAGGAUGAUGGUGGGUAUUCUGCCCCCGCUACUUCUGCUGGACUUGGUCAUCCUCCUGCUCCCGGGCCCGGUCGGAUUGGCCUGCGCGGCGGUGGUCUGGCAGGGACGGAUUAUGCUUCCUCGACUAGUACCCGUGGCGGCGGAUACAAUGGUGAGUACGACCAGGGCGAUGAGCACUACUUUUCCGUUAAGCCGCCGGUUGCUACCGCACGCCAGCCACCGGGACCGGUCAUGAGGGAUGACUUUUCGGACGAGUACCAUCCGCCAGUCCCGCCGAAGCCGGUCAUGACCGGUGCUGGGGGGCAGUUUGCUGGUGGUGUUGGUAUUGGCGGGCCCGUCCAACCUUACCAACAGCAGCAGCAGCAGCAGCAGCAGUCUCAGCAGGUACCUCAAGCCCAAGCCCAAACCCAGGCCCAAAGCCCGACAGAAAAGGAGCCUCUUCCCAACCCCUUCCGCCGUGCGCCCACGACCCUGUCCGUCAAACAACUCCGCGCCGCCAAGAACCGCACCAAAACCAAAGCCAAAGGCCGUAAGUUCUUCGGUGGCGGCCGAAGCGGGAACCAAGACGACGACGACGACGCUUACGCUGUUGAUCUCCGUGGUGCGAUCGAGGUGACGCUGAACGUGGAAAUCAGCCCGCGCGACCCAGGCGGGAGCACGGUGCCGUACCGGUUGGUGGUGCCGCGGUUGUGGUAUGAGUAUGAGGGCGAGGAUGACGAUGAGCUUGGUGGAGCGGAGAUUGAGGGCCAGGGCCAGGAAAAGUUGCAGGCACAACAGACGCAGACGCAGACGCAAGCACUAGCACAGGGUCAGGGUCAGGUACAGAACCAGAGCCAGAGCCAGAGUCAACCUGGGCAGACUGGCCAAGCGGGCAUGGUGAUGAGACAGAGGGGUGGGGAGGGCGGUGUGGUGGUGCCUGAUGAAGGGAAUGGGGUUGUGAGUGGGGGAGAAGGGGAUGGGAAGAAGAAAGGGGGGAUUAAGAGGUUGUUGAGUUUGAAGAGGCAGGGGUGA